Meira miltonrushii is the source of this 1947-nucleotide messenger RNA. Its product is annotated as MBOAT-domain-containing protein. Gene Ontology annotation, biological process: ergosterol metabolic process. The transcript has a single exon. Gene Ontology annotation, cellular component: endoplasmic reticulum membrane. Lineage: Eukaryota; Fungi; Basidiomycota; Exobasidiomycetes; Exobasidiales; Brachybasidiaceae. Bases 1 to 1947 code for a protein of 648 amino acids. The record is from RefSeq and is a predicted model, not a curated record. Gene Ontology annotation, molecular function: ergosterol O-acyltransferase activity.
AUGGCCACGACGACAGAAAAAUCUCCUGUCAAUGGGACACCUCGAUCAGAAUUAUCAGAGGAAGAUGGAGGGGUGGUGAGCAAUACAACAGUAACGACUGAAUUAAUCGGAAAAAAAGGUGAUAAGAAAGAAAGCCUUACAUUCACUCAUCAAGGUGUCAAAGGUAUAUCUCAUAAAGUGGACAAGGAUGGUGCUGUUCAUCUUCUCCCAAAAAGGAGUGGAAAGACAAAUCGAAUUCGCACUCUAGUGUCAUUCAAAGCACGAGAAUCUCACUUUGACAGGUUCAACAAAGAAGCGGCAAAGGAUCCAUUCAGAGGAUUCUAUACUUUGUUCUGGAUCAGCUUGAUGAUCUUUGUCCUCAACACCUUUUACAACUCGUUUGCAACGACUGGACAGAUCUUAUCGCUAACAUUCGCCACUUUGUUCAGUCGAGAUGCAAUCGUCUUGGCCAUCUCCGAUGGUGUAUUGAUCGGAAGCUUGUUCAUCUGUGUUCCUUUUGCAAAAAUUUUGGUCAAUGGCUGGUGCAGAUACUGGCCAACACUGAUUUGGUUUCAACACGUCUGGCAAGCAUGCUUGUUGGGUAUCGUCAUCAAAUGGUCCCAUUAUCGUGAUUGGCCAUGGGUUCAAUCUGGCUUUUUCGUUUUGCAUACACUGUCAAUGUUGAUGAAAAUUCACAGUUAUAUGGCCAUCAAUGGAUAUCUUGCCGAUACAUAUCACAGGAUGAAACGAUUGGAACACACAAUCGAAGAACGGGUCGCUGAUGUGGAAGGUAUUCGAGAAGGUGAAAAGCCGGUCGGAAAAGGAGGCGUAUCGGAAGAAGCAUGGAAGCGUGCAGUUGAAAAAGCAGCAGCCGCAGACGAAACAGAUUUGCGCAGUAAAGCAGAAGGAGGUGAUGCAAACGGUCAUUUAGCAGUGGAUACUGAUGAAUCAACUGAAGCAGUCUCUACACAAGUUGGCGAGUGGGACAAUCUGCAAGCGCAACGCGGCACCAGCACUCUACGUCAACGAGCAAAUUCUACCAUCAUUGAUCGGAAGCCAUCCGUUCAACACCCCGAACGAGAUCAUAAAAAGAAGAGCGAAAAGAGCAAACAUAAGGACAAUCAAGAGACACUGAUCCGUGAUCCACAUCCUCUUGCUACCCAUCCUGAUCCAUUGAUCAACAGCUUGGCACGUGAGGUUGAGUUAUUACGUGAAGAGCUCACUUCCAGCAGACCUGGAAUCGAUGAAAAGAAUCCAGAUGUGUACACGGAAACAGUGACAUGGCCAAGCAAUGUCACAUUUGCCAACUUUUUCGAUUAUUUAUUGGUGCCAACAUUGGUGUACGAGCUUUCCUACCCACGUCUCAAGACAGUACGUCCUCUAUACCUUUUGGAAAAGGCUCUGGCUACUUUUGGAACAUUCUUUGUGAUCUAUGUGAUUACUGAACAUUGGAUCAUGCCUCGUCAACCAAGUCCCGAUACGCCGCUAUUGCAUACAUUUUUGGAAUUGGCCGUACCGAUGAUGUUGAAUUAUUUGUUGAUCUUUUACAUCAUGUUUGAGUGUAUUUGUCAAUUUUUCGCCGAAUGGACUGGAUUUGCGGAUCGAUUAUUUUAUGAAGAUUGGUGGAAUGCAACUUCGAUGGACGUUUUCUCACGAAGAUGGAACAGACCCGUUCACAGUUUUUUGCUACGACAUGUUUAUGCAAGUUCAAUCACUGCUGGUUUACCAAAAGGUGUUGCAAUGUUUAUAACAUUUUUGCUUUCUUCUUUGCUGCACGAAUUGGUGAUGGCAAUCGUUAGUGGAAAGAUUCGUGGAUAUCUGUUUGCUAUGCAAAUGGCACAAUUGCCUCUUAUAUUUAUCAGUCAAAUUCCGUUCGUCAAGAGGAACGAGACUUUAGGCAACAUUAUCUUUUGGACGGGUUUGUUGAUUGGAUUCCCCAUGUUGAACAUUGCUUAUAUUACGUAUUAA